Molecule: messenger RNA, 1566 nt
Organism: Neoarthrinium moseri
Lineage: Eukaryota; Fungi; Ascomycota; Sordariomycetes; Amphisphaeriales; Apiosporaceae
Exons: 3
Coding region: 1-1566 (521 amino acids)
Biological process (GO): glucose catabolic process
Cellular component (GO): cytoplasm
Molecular function (GO): manganese ion binding
Source: RefSeq, a predicted model, not a curated record
AUGGCCAAGACGGAGCAGAAAGCAUGCCUGAUCGUCAUUGAUGGCUGGGGUAUCCCCUCCAAGGACUCGCCCGCCAACGGCGAUGCCAUCACCAACGCCAACACCCCCGUCAUGGACGGGCUGUCCAAGAGCGCCACCGGCUUCACGGAGCUCGAGGCCUCGUCGCUCGCCGUCGGUCUACCCGAGGGCCUCAUGGGCAACUCCGAGGUCGGCCACUUGAACAUUGGCGCCGGCCGUGUCGUAUGGCAGGACGUUGUGCGCAUCGACCAGACCAUCAAGAAGGGCGAACUUGCACAGAACGAUGUCAUCAAGAAGACUAUCGACGCGGCCAAGAACGGCAACGGCAGACUACACUUGUGCGGUCUCGUCUCCCACGGUGGUGUGCACUCGAAGCAGGAGCACCUCUACGCCCUUCUGAAGGCCGCCAAGGACGCUGGCAUCCCCAAGGUCUUCAUCCACUUCUUCGGUGACGGCCGUGACACCGACCCCAAGUCUGGCGCUGGCUACAUGGAGGAGUUGGUCGGAAAGACCAAGGAGAUCGGCAUUGGUCAGAUCGCAACCGUCGUCGGACGAUACUACGCCAUGGACCGCGAUAAGCGCUGGGAGAGAGUCGAGCUCGCCCUGAAGGGGCUGGUGCUCGGCGAGGGCGAGGAGAGCUCGGACCCGGUCAAGACGGUCAAGGAGCGCUACGAGAAGGGCGAGAACGACGAGUUCUUGAAGCCCAUCAUUGUGGGUGGAAAGGACGCCCGUAUCCAGGACGGAGACGAGGUCUUCUUCUUCAACUACCGAUCCGACCGUGUACGCCAGAUCACGCAGCUGCUGGGAGGCGUCGACCGCUCGCCGCGACCCGACUUCCCCUACCCCAAGAUCAACCUCGUCACCAUGACCCAGUACAAGCUGGACUACCCCUUCGAGAUUGCCUUCAAUCCGCAGCACAUGGGUAACGUGUUGGCCGAGUGGCUGGGCAAGCAGGAGGUCGAACAGGUGCACGUUGCCGAGACGGAGAAGUACGCCCACGUCACCUUCUUCUUCAACGGCGGCGUCGAGAAGGCUUUUGCCCUCGAGACCCGUGAUGAGUCGCAGGACCUGGUGCCCUCCAACAAGAGCGUCGCCACCUACGACAAGGCGCCCGAGAUGAGCGCGGCCGGCGUCGGCAAGCAGGUGGUCAAGCGCCUGGCGGAGCAGAAGUUCCCCUUCGUCAUGAACAACUUUGCGCCGCCCGACAUGGUCGGCCACACUGGUGUCUACGAGGCUGCAAUCGUGGGCUGUGAGGCUACCGACAAGGCCAUUGGCGAGAUCUACGAGGGAUGCAAGAAGGAGGGCUACAUCCUGUUCAUCACGGCGGACCACGGAAACGCCGAGGAGAUGAAGUUCCCCGACGGCAAGCCCAAGACGUCGCACACGACCAACAAGGUCCCCUUCAUCAUGGCCAACGCCCCCGAGGGCUGGAGCCUGAAGAAGGGCGACGAGGGCGUUCUGGGCGACGUUGCCCCCACCAUCCUCGCGGCCAUGGGUCUGCCCCAGCCCGAGGAGAUGACUGGCUCGAGCUUGCUGGUCAAGGCGUAG